UGUUUGCUGCUUUUUCCCGGCUUCUCGGCUUCUCGCUCUGCGGAGGCGGUGGUGUGUUUGCUGCCUUUUCUUUUCUCUGGGGAGUCUUGGGUUCUCUUUCUCUCCUCGCUCGUGUUCUUUGGGUGCCUCGUCGUUGGUGGCCGGCGACGAGGUUGUGAAACUGAUGCAGAGAAGGUGAAGAAGCUCUUGCAAAAGGAGAAGAGUCAGAAAUUCCUUCAUGAAUUGUUCCAUUUGAUUUCUGUUCAGGCUGCGAGGUACGGUGUCUGAGCCUCAAAGCAAAACAGAGAGUCGGAGACGAAAGCUGCAAUAAAUGGAGGCGGACUCCGGGUCAGAGCAACAUGGGUGCGUGCAUUACAGGAGGAAAUGCAAGAUAAGGGCGCCGUGUUGUGGUGAGGUCUUCGGCUGCAGGCAUUGCCACAACGAAGCCAAGGAUUCGCUGGAGGUCAAUGUCCGCGACCGCCACGAGGUUCCUCGCCACGAGAUCAAGCUGGUUAUCUGCUCUCUCUGCAACAAAGAACAGGAUGUACAACAAAAUUGUUCAAACUGUGGGGUGUGCCUGGGUAAAUACUUCUGCGCAAAAUGCAACUUCUUUGAUGAUGAUGUAUCGAAGAACCAAUUUCACUGCGAUGGAUGUGGCAUAUGUAGAACUGGUGGUGCAGAGAACUUCUAUCACUGUGAAACAUGCGGAUGCUGUUAUAGCUAUUUGUUGAAGGAUUCUCAUCGUUGUGUGGAAAGAGCAAUGCAUCACAAUUGCCCAGUAUGCUUUGAGUAUCUAUUUGAGUCGACAAAAGCUGUCAGUGAUUUGCAUUGUGGACACACAAUUCAUUUGGAAUGCUUGUACGAGAUGAGAGCGCAUCAACAGUUCUCAUGCCCGAUCUGCCUGAGGUCUGGCUGCGACAUGUCUAACGCAUGGAAAAAGCUUGAUCAAGAGGUUGCAGCCUCACCGAUGCCGGCGAUUUAUCAGAAGAAGAUGAUAUGGAUCCUUUGCAACGACUGUGGGACGACAUCAAACGUGCAGUUCCACAUUGUAGCGCACAAGUGCCCGGGAUGCAACUCUUACAACACCCGGCAGACAAGAGGCGCUCCACCUGCUGCAUGCUCAAGAGUUUGAGAGCUAAUGGCGGAAGCAAUGUUGCAAUCAAGCUCAUGUUAUCAAUAAGCUGUAGGCUGUUGAUUGCUGGGAGGAAAGCAUUCGCUGGAAUAAAGGAGAUUGGUGUGCCAACGCAGUUGAUGGUCAUGGCCUCUCACCGCGGUGAACUGGGGUUCAUUUUGCUGCGGUCGGUUGUAGUAUUGCUCCUGAAGCAUUUGGGAUACUAUGUUGCAUUAUUCUGCAUUUCUGUAUCUAAUUCUCCUUCACUCUAUGUACGAUCCUUAGAACCUUGAACAAUAUAGCCUGGCUACGUCUGAAUUUUCCAACAAAA
Molecule: messenger RNA, 1421 nt
Organism: Phragmites australis (common reed)
Lineage: Eukaryota; Viridiplantae; Streptophyta; Magnoliopsida; Poales; Poaceae
Product: E3 ubiquitin-protein ligase RZFP34-like
Exons: 12
Coding region: 311-1111 (266 amino acids)
Biological process (GO): ubiquitin-dependent protein catabolic process; protein ubiquitination
Cellular component (GO): nucleus
Molecular function (GO): zinc ion binding; ubiquitin protein ligase activity
Source: RefSeq, a predicted model, not a curated record